GAGGGUAGAUAGAGGGGCAGUACUGCAGCAGAGGGUAGAUAGAGGGGCAGUACUGCAGCAGAGGGUAGAUAGAGGGGCAGUACUGCAGCAGAGGGUAGAUAGAGGGGCAGUACUGCAGCAGAGGGUAGAUAGAGGGGCAGUACUGCAGCCUGGCAUUAGAUUACACCAUGGCCGGGGUUACAGUGUCACACAGCUGAUCCCCGGAGGACCCCUGUGAGCUGCGCCCGUCUCCUAUAUGGGGGGCUACACUGAUGACUGACAGUUUUUCCUGUGUCCAAAAGAUACCUGUCAAUCACUAUGUGUGGGCGGGGCAAGCAGGACUCCCAGGCUUUCUCUAGGAGUCCUGACAGUGUACCGCCUCAUGGGGACAGACGCCAAAGAGACAGGGAGACUUCUAUAUAAGAAAUCUUUGCAAAAUGAAAAAUAAAUAGUAGCAGGAAAUGUCCUGAGGAGAAAUCCGCACUUAUCAGACAUAGAUUACACAACCCCAUCAUCCAGAUUACAGUAGGGUUUGCUGUACUGCGCAUGCGUUCCAACUAAAGGACAGGCCAGCUUGUGAAACGCGCAUGCGUGCUCUCACAUAAUACGUACUGGGAAUUCUCCGGCGGGUUAAUACUGCGCCGUCCAAUGAGCGCGGGAGGAGGCGUGACUUUAGUCUUCCACUUCCACGCCUCUGUCUGUCUCCAUGGUAACGACAGGACGCCGUGGAGGACGGAAGCCGAUACGGCCUGAAUUAAGGACGUAUAAUGAAUAAAUACAAGGUCCUGGAAGAAUGGGGCGCUGGAGCUUUUGGGGUGACCUGUCUGGUGGAGGAGUUAGGAGGAGGAGCAAGGAAAUGUGUUGUUAAGAAGGUGGAGUGUAUUGAUGAACGGGAGGGAAAUCUCGCCCUGGAAGAGGCUAUGGCAUUGCUGGAGCUUCAGCACCCUCAUGUAUGUGCCUAUCAGGAGUUUUUUAUGAUCUGGGAUCAUAAGAUCUCAUCGCUGUUUUUUUGCCUGGUGAUGGAUUACUGCGAUCAGGGGAACCUGGAGCAGAUGGUGCGAGAUAACAGACGAGAGGGGAGGAUCAUAAAUGAAAAAAUCAUUCAGAGAUUUCUCGCUCAGGCCAUCGAGGCUUUAAUUUAUGUUCACAAAAAGCGCGUCCUCCACAGAAACCUCAAACCAAGUAACGUCCUCCUGAGGCGGGAAGACGUCUUCGUCAUAAGUGACUUUCUUCCUCAGACGUUGGCAACAGAUGAAAUGAAGAUGAAGAUAAGAGUGGAUCCCGAGAGAAAAAUAUUCAUGGCUCCAGAAUCGCUAGAAUUCCUGUAUACUGACAAGUCGGACGUCUGGUCUUUGGGGUGUAUCUUACUGGAUCUGAUGAUGACGUCCGUGAGGACGGACCCUGAGAUCAUUGAGCUCUUGGAGAGGAUAAAGUUGGACCCACCGUACUUACGUGUAAAUUUAGAUUUAAUUCAGUACAAAGUCGGUUACUCAGAGGAGCUGUUCCGACUGCUACCAAAGAUGCUACAGAUUCAUCCUGAGGAUCGCCCCUCGGCUAAUGACUUGCUGCGUGAGCCUUACGUCGUUGAGUGCUUGGUUUUGAUUGGUUCUCCCGUGUCGGGUUUGAAGAAGAUUCUGCCCCCUGGUGUUCUAGACGAGAUUAAAGAUGGCGGUAUAGAAAAUGUAAUAGGGCUCAUGAAGAGGUACCCCGACUUCGAGGAGGCUCAGUUAUCAGCACUGAAUCACCUGAUCAAUUAUGAUUCAGAUGGAGAAGGGGUCUUGGACACAGGCGACACAAUGCACCUCGUCUCACUGGCUAUGAGGACGCACAAGGACUCCAGAGUACAAUGGGAGGGCAGCCGAGUGCUGCAUAGACUGGUAUCACAAGCCUUGGAACAAGAAGAUGGCGAGCAGCUCUGGUCUGGAGAGGAUCUAGGCAUUACUUUGGUGGAAGCAGCAAGGACUUCUCCCCAGAGGGAUGAGCUAAUAUCUGUAAUCUUCAGUGUGAUGAUGAUGAUGAUUUCAGUUAGAGAGCCGGCAGUGGAGUUGCUAAGGAGAACAGGUUUUGUCUCAGAUCUAGUCAGAAUUCUGGAGACAUCACUGGAGAACAGAGACUUGUGUCAGUCCUGCUGCGCUCUGAUAUGGUCCUUGGCCAUGACCGAGAACCAAACAGAUGGAGAGUGUCUGAAGAAAGCCGUACCGGUAGUCUGCACCGCGCUUGAGACAUACCGCACUGACGGACCGCUGGUGGAAUCGGCCUGCACCGCCCUGUGGAUCCUCGGGAUGAAAGGACAUAUAACGGAGGAGCAGACUGAAUCCAUAACAUUACUCCUCCUGGAAGCCCUGCAAGCGCAUUCACCGCGUCCCAUCCUGUCUAAGAACGUCUGUUUGGCGCUGACUGGUUUGGUGGUGAAUUCAGAAUUGUCCGCUUAUCGCGUGCUGGUGCCUGCGGCGGGGAUGAGCGGCCUUCCUCUAAUUAAAGAGCUUUACCGAUUACACGACGAUGACCCCGAAAUCGUGGAGAACAUCUGCCUGCUGCUCAGUGAAAUGGCUCAUUAUGGCAGCGCUCGUCCUGAACUGGUAUUACAACACGUGGAUCAGCUGAUGGCUGAAAUCAAGGAGCGAUACGACUGCCUGGAGGAGAUAACGACACUGGCAGACGCCACACUGUCAAGAUUGAAGACUUAACGUAAUAAGACUAUAUAUGACUUAUACAAGUAAAGAUUGUAUGUUUUGUUU
Bufo gargarizans (Asiatic toad) is the source of this 2717-nucleotide messenger RNA. It is a transcript of the gene STKLD1, whose product is annotated as serine/threonine kinase like domain containing 1. NCBI's taxonomy places the organism in Eukaryota, Metazoa, Chordata, Amphibia, Anura, Bufonidae. Gene Ontology annotation, biological process: protein phosphorylation. The record is from RefSeq and is a predicted model, not a curated record. Gene Ontology annotation, molecular function: protein serine/threonine kinase activity; ATP binding. The coding region runs from base 747 to 2666 and encodes 639 amino acids. The transcript is spliced from 19 exons.